Messenger RNA from Euleptes europaea (tarantolino), 2406 nucleotides. RefSeq names its product vomeronasal type-2 receptor 26-like. The transcript is spliced from 5 exons. Gene Ontology annotation, biological process: G protein-coupled receptor signaling pathway. The record is from RefSeq and is a predicted model, not a curated record. Bases 1 to 2406 code for a protein of 801 amino acids. Gene Ontology annotation, cellular component: membrane. Gene Ontology annotation, molecular function: G protein-coupled receptor activity. Lineage: Eukaryota; Metazoa; Chordata; Lepidosauria; Squamata; Sphaerodactylidae.
AUGAAGUUCUAUCAGCAUGCUCUGGCCUUGGCAUUUGCUGUAAAUGAGAUCAAUGAGAAUCCCAAGAUUUUGCCCAAUGUCACUCUUGGGUUCCACAUCUACGAUAGCUACUAUGAUUCGAAGAUGACCUAUCGUACCACUAUAGACCUGCUCUUCCAUUCACACAGAUUCUUCCCAAAUUACAAAUGUGGUACUCAGACAAAUGUAAUGGCUGUCACUGGAGGACUCGAGGCUGAUGUCUCCUUCCAUAUGGCAGACAUCUUGGGACUCUACAAAAUUCCACAGCUCACAUAUGGCUCCUUUGCCCCUGAGGAACAGGAUUCGGCAACAUUUCCUACCUUUUAUCACAUGGUUCCAAGUGAAGCCCAUCAGAAUACAGGGAUUAUACAGUUGCUUAUCCAGUUUGGAUGGAGGUGGGUUGGGCUUCUUACUGGGGAUGACGAGAGUGGGCUACGUUUUUUGAAGACCCUGGAGCCCUUGCUCGCCCAGAAUGGAAUCUGUUUGGCCUCCACUGGAAGAAUCCCACACCAAGGCCAAUGGGAUAACUUGGGCGAUGUCAGCGCUUUACUCUCAAACAUCCAUCAAUCUUUCACAGACAGCAGAGCAAAGGCAUUUAUUCUCUAUGGAGGGUCUAUGACCAUGAUCUCAUUGAACAAUAAGAUCUUUCUAGGAGGUCUAACGUAUGGGGGAAAUGACCUGCUUGCAAAGGUAUGGAUUUUGACAGCCCAAGUUGAUUUCGCAUUAUCUGGGAUUCAAAGGUCCUGGGAUUUCAACCUCUUCCAUGGGGCCAUUUCCUUUAGCGUUCACUCCCAUGAGGUUCUUGACUUCCAGAAAUUUCUUCGUUUCAUAAAACCUGUUAGGAAAAAAGAAGACGAUUUCCUCGUGGACUUCUGGGAACAAGCCUUUGACUGUACAUUUUCCAGUUUUAAAGAGUCACUAGAGAUGAUGGAUGCAUGUUCUGGGGAGGAGAGGCUGGAGAGCCUUCCUGGGCCUGUUUUUGAAAUGCAAAUGACCGGCCACAGCUACAGUAUCUAUAACGCCGUCUAUGCUGUCGCACAUGCUCUGAAUGUCAUGUCCACAUCUAGACCUAACCGCAGAACAAUAGAUGAAGGAAAAAGCAUUGACCUUCAAGAAGUCCAUCCUUGGCAGCUCCACUCAUUUCUUCAGGAUAUUUCAUUUAACAACUCAGCAGGAGAAACAGUGUCCUUUAAUGGUAACAAGGAAAUCGGGGCUGGAUUUGAUAUAAUGAACCUGGUGACGUUGCCAAAUAAGUCCUUUGUGAGAGUAAAGGUUGGAAGGGUGGAUCCUAAUGUUCCUGAAGGAAAACAGUUCAACAUUCAUGAAGAUCUGUUUGUGUGGCAGACAGCUUUUAGCCAGGUGCCACCCCUUUCUGUGUGUAAUGACUACUGUCACCCUGGCUAUCACAAGAAGAAGAAGGAAGGAGAGAAAUUUUGCUGCUACCAUUGUGUUGCCUGCCCAGAAGGGAAGAUUUCAAACCAGAAAGACAUGGAUGACUGCAUCAGAUGCCCAGAAGAUCAAUAUCCAAGCAAGGACCAAACUGAAUGCAUCCCUAGAUUUAUAAUCUUCCUGCCUUUUGAAGGAUGUUUAGGUAUUAGUUUGGCUUCGGUUACCGCUUCUUUCUCUGUGACGACACUGUUAGUGCUGGGAGUUUUCAUGAAGCACAAAGAUACCCCUAUAGUCAAAGCCAACAACCAGGCUAUCACCUACACUCUUCUGAUCUCUCUUCUGCUCUGCUUCCUCUGUUCUUUGCUGUUUCUUGGGAAACCAAAUGAGGGGACCUGCUUCUUUCGACAACCUGCUUUUGGCAUAAUUUUCUCAGUGGCAGUUUCUUGUGUCUUGGCCAAAACUAUCACAGUGGUGGUAGCUUUCAUGGCCACCAAACCAGGGUCUAACAUGAGGAAAUGGGUGGGGAAACGACUGACUAACUCCAUUGUUCUUUCCUGUUCCUUUAUUCAAGUGGCCAUUUGUAUGGUCUGGCUAGGAACCUCCCCACCUUUCCCAGAUGUUGACACACAGUCAUUGACUGAAGAGAUUGUAGUAGUAUGUAAUGAAGGGUCUGCCAUUAUGUUUUAUAUCGUCCUGGGGUACAUGGGACUUCUAUCCAUCACCAGUAUGACUGUGGCUUUCCUAGCCAGGAGGUUGCCAGAUACUUUUAACGAAUCCAAGCACAUCACCUUCAGCAUGCUUGUGUUUUGCAGUGUCUGGGUGUCUUUUGUUCCAACCUACCUGAGCACUAAAGGGAAAUCCAUGGUGGCCGUGGAGAUCUUCGCUAUCUUGGCCUCCAGCGCUGGCUUAUUGGCUUUUAUCUUCUCUCCAAAAGUGUACAUUAUUUUGUUGAGGCCUCAGUUGAAUAACAAGGAUCUGCUAACAAGAAGGAAGAAUUAA